AUGAGACGGAGUAACUAUACAUACAUAGAUGUAGAUGGCGUGUCUCUCAAUCCCGGCAUAAGCGCCAGUGGCCCUCUGUGUGCAAGAGAGAGACUGACAAAGACAGAGACAGAGAGAGACAAACAAAAGAGAGAAAGAGAAGGGGACUGUAUCUAUAUGUAUCUAUCUAUAUACUCUUUUCUAUACAAAAAAAGCAGCACAUAUAUGCCAACAAAAUCCACUUUCCAUUUUUCCACUACAAUUUGGUCACUCCUCUGCUGCUCCCUUACCCAUCAACACAUUACUACUCUCUCUGUUUCUUUAUUUUUCUGGUAUUUUUUUGUAGUUCUUUUAAAAUCAGUGAAGAAAAUGAGUGGGGAUCAACACAUGGAGGAGAUGCAUUAUAUGAACAUGGGAUUUCCUUAUAAUGUUCCAGAGAGUUUCCCAGGCUUCUUGGAUGGUGUUUCACAAGCCCCUAUAAUACAGUAUCAUAAUAACCCUGUACAGAUUCAGGAAAAUGCAUAUUGGUCUAUGAAUAUGAGUUAUUAUAAAUAUGAACACUCAAAUCUUGAGAGUACUUCUUAUCAUUCUUAUGAGAAUGGCAACAACCAUGUAUCAAGACCGGAUUUCUCAGAGAGACCUUGGGAGUAUGCUGUACCUAUGAAUGUUCACGAAGGUGUAUCGACUGAUGUAAUAUACGAGGAAAAUACUGUCCCCGUGGAGGAUGCUAGCACGGAGGAAUGUGUUCUAUCUAAUCAAGAUGAUUCUAACCACCAGGAUAUUUUGGAAGAUGAAAUUGACCCUGACAACAUGACCUAUGAGGAGUUACUUGAUUUAGGUGAAACAGUUGGAACUGAAAGUCGAGGACUUCCUGAGGAACUAAUUAAUUUGCUUCCAACAACCAAAUACAAGUCUAAUGGAAUCUUUUCUAGGAAAAAAUCAGAAGAAAGAUGUGUCAUCUGUCAAAUGAGGUAUAAACGAGGGGAUCGACAAAUAAACUUCCCAUGCAAGCACAUAUACCACACUGAAUGUGGCUCCAAAUGGCUGAGCAUCAACAAGACAUGUCCCAUUUGCAAUACAGAGGUACUCCUCGACGAAUGAAGUUGUACAAUGGUGAAUAUAGUGUUUAAAUUACAGCAGAUUUGCUUCAAUGGGCUUUCAAUAUCUCCUUCCACCAGCUACUAACAUAGAGUAACAUCAAAGCUUAUAAUAGCUUCUCUUAGAUCAUGCUUAAAAUGUAGGA
Solanum verrucosum is the source of this 1222-nucleotide messenger RNA. Its product is annotated as E3 ubiquitin-protein ligase BIG BROTHER-like. Gene Ontology annotation, biological process: protein ubiquitination; negative regulation of organ growth. Lineage: Eukaryota; Viridiplantae; Streptophyta; Magnoliopsida; Solanales; Solanaceae. The record is from RefSeq and is a predicted model, not a curated record. Gene Ontology annotation, molecular function: ubiquitin-protein transferase activity; ubiquitin conjugating enzyme binding.